UUGUAGUAGUUUUCUUUCAUGAAGCCUGUGUGUUUCUGAAAGCUUUUGGUUUCCCUUUGAGAUUAGAGUUCAUGAUGUUGCUGAAAGGGCAGGCAGUGCUGCCUUUGUUUUUAUUACUAUGGCUCUCUGGAAUUAAUUUUCUAAAUGUAGAUGGUGAUUUGUUAGAGAUCUGGAAAGAUGAUCCUAACCCAACAGUAGGAAGCUUAAGCUCUGAAAAUGACUUGGACUUGGAGAAGAAUGAUUCUUUCAUUUCUCCUGUAUUGCCUUAUGAUGAGGUAGUUACAAGUCAGGAGUUUAAGGGUGAUGAUGAAGGCAGUUCAGGUGAUCCAUUGUAUAUGAAUUUUGAAGUACUAGAUGUGGAAGAGGUAGAUGCACCAGUUAAACAGGAUGACCUGAACAUUGGUGUGGUAAACCACAAUUUGAAAGCCAUUAAUGACAAUCAAAAGGGUGUUGCUGCUGUUCCUGUGUUGAAUGUUCUUGUUUCAGAUGGAGCUGAUUUUGAACUGCAGGAGAGUAAGGAGGGCCAGGACAGUGAGCACAGUGGUGCUUGGAGUUUGGGACUGGGGGCCUAUGAAGAGGAGGAGGAGGCUUACCAAUACAAGACUUUAAUGUAUUCUGGCAAUGUGUGUAGUAAAGUAGUUCAGUCCCCUUAUGAAAGCACUUGCGCUGAGGGGUCUAUGUCAGCCCAGUUUUUUGGGUCAAGUGCAGAUCUGAAAGUGAGAGUAAACUCUUCCCUUGUGCUUGUAACAAGACUUGCUCACCAAUGCAAGUACAAAGUGGAAAAGAGAAGUGGGUCAUUCAUUUUUACAACCUACAAUGAUGGCUGCAAUGUGCAGAAAAUGCAUGGCUGUUAUGUCCUAACUCUUACCUGGCAAAAUGCGAAGGUCUCCCUUGCUUGUCCAGUCAGUGUUACUGGUGGCCUUCCACCAGCCGUGCGCUGCAGUGACACCAGCAUGACUGUUGGGCUCCCUUCAGGGUCUCUUGAUGAUCUGAAAGUGAAAGAUCACCUCCACUGGGUUGCUGUGCACAGCAUUGCUAAGAGAUGCCAGUAUGAGUUAUUGAAAGAUGCAUUUGAAAGGAUUUUCUUUACUGUUUCAUAUAAAGGCUGCCAUGUAAAGGAACAGGGGAGCUACCAUGUCCUGACUUUGCAAUAUACUGCACCUGACCACAAGGAAGAGGUAUUGGACAUGAGGUGCCCGAUUUACCAUGGGGAACAAGUUCCUGUCCCACAUUUCACUGUGCCACCAGUGUCUGAACCAAAGGUAUCAUGCCAUGUGUCCACUAUGGAUGUGCUACUGCCUGGUGCCACUCCAGACCAGGUCAAAGUGAAGGAUUACAAUCAGGAGGUGGGAGUACAACAGCUGGCUCAAAGAUGUCACUAUCACUUACUGAGGAGAGGCUAUGAUCUGGUGUUUAGUGCAAGCUAUAAAUCAUGCCAUGUCCGAAUGGAGGGUAAUCAUUACAUCCUGACAGUGGUAUAUAAGGCAAGAUCUGGGCAGCCAGUAGUAGUCCACAUGAAAUGCCCCAGCUCUCACUGGGCUACCACAACUGCACCUGUAGCCACAUCACCCAGGAAGCCUAGUCCUCUUUGCAAAGCCUCCAGCAUGAGUGUUCUGCUACCUCCUGGCUCCCUAGAUCAGGUCAAGGUUCUAGAGUUUCAAAAGAAUGGAUAA
Molecule: messenger RNA, 1673 nt
Organism: Polypterus senegalus (gray bichir)
Lineage: Eukaryota; Metazoa; Chordata; Cladistia; Polypteriformes; Polypteridae
Exons: 8
Coding region: 72-1673 (533 amino acids)
Biological process (GO): binding of sperm to zona pellucida; prevention of polyspermy
Cellular component (GO): egg coat
Molecular function (GO): acrosin binding; structural constituent of egg coat
Source: RefSeq, a predicted model, not a curated record